Messenger RNA from Lytechinus variegatus (green sea urchin), 4948 nucleotides. Its product is annotated as structural maintenance of chromosomes protein 2-like. NCBI's taxonomy places the organism in Eukaryota, Metazoa, Echinodermata, Echinoidea, Temnopleuroida, Toxopneustidae. The transcript is spliced from 24 exons. Gene Ontology annotation, biological process: chromosome organization. Gene Ontology annotation, cellular component: chromosome. Bases 93 to 3731 code for a protein of 1212 amino acids. Gene Ontology annotation, molecular function: ATP hydrolysis activity; ATP binding; protein binding. The record is from RefSeq and is a predicted model, not a curated record.
UAACCGGGCGCUUUGAACGCAAAACGGAGCGUAGUGCCGCAAUAAAACUUUUUAAAAUAUUAUUUGUGGGGACUAAAUCUCAGGAAUACAAGAUGUAUAUCAAGGAAAUAAUCAUCGAUGGAUUUAAGUCAUAUGCACAGAGGACGGAAAUCAAGGGAUUCGACCCUCUCUUCAACGCAAUUACUGGAUUGAACGGUUCUGGAAAGUCAAACAUUCUCGACUCGAUUUGUUUUUUGUUGGGGAUUUCCAAUUUAACACAGGUUCGAGCUGGCAGCUUACAAGAACUGGUGUACAAGGGAGGCCAAGCAGGUGUCACAAAAGCAACUGUCACAAUAGUCUUUGACAACAGAGACAAGAAGCAGAGUCCAGUAGGAUAUGACAGCUUUGAUGAAUUCACAGUCUCAAGACAGGUUGUAAUAGGUGGUAGGAAUAAGUACCUGAUCAAUGGUAGCAAUGCAAACAAUAGCAGAGUACAGGAUCUUUUCUGCAGUGUUCAACUCAACGUCAACAAUCCACAUUUUCUCAUUAUGCAGGGGAGAAUCACUAAAGUACUGAACAUGAAACCUCCAGAGAUUCUCUCCAUGAUAGAGGAAGCAGCUGGCACACGUAUGUAUGAGAACAAGAAGGCCUCUGCUCAGAAAACAAUAGAGAAGAAAGAUGCUAAGCUCAAAGAAAUUGAAUCAGUACUAAAUGAAGAGAUCACUCCCACCCUGACCCGUCUCAACGAGGAGCGCUCCUCCUACCUGGAGUAUCAGAAGGUCUUGAGGGAGCUGGAUCACUUGACCAAGCUCCAUGUGGCAUACCAGUUUGUCUCCGCCGAGAAGCUCUCUAAGGAGUCGGAGCAGGAGCUGGCCAAGAUCGCAGAGGCAACCAACGCCCUCAGACAGAGGAUGAAAGAGAUUGAUGACAAAGUUGUUGAGCUGGGGGAUACCAUCCAAGCCUUGGAGAAGGAGAGGGACGAGGAGGCCGGUGGAGUAUUAAAGGAGAUAGAGAAGCGCCUUGUGGAAACACAGAAUGACGAUACCAAGAUCCAGAGCUCACUGCAACACAAGAAAGAAGCAGUCAAUAAGGAGAAGAAGAAUAAGAAGGCUAUUGAGAAGAGCUACACAGAGGACCAAGCUACCCUGAAAGCCAAAGAGAAAGAUAUCGAGAAGCUGAGUGGAAGUUUUACGAAGCUUGAAGAGAAAUGCAAAGAGAACCAGGAAGGCGUCGUCCAGGCCCAGAAGCACUACCAAGCCGUGUCUGCUGGCCUGUCUAGCAGUGAAGAUGGGGAGGAUAAGACACUAGCUGAUCAGCUUAUGACUUGCAAGGCAGAGAUGAAAGCUGCGGAGACAAACCUGAAACAGGCCCAGAGCACACUGAAGAGUGACCAGGCUGAGCUGAAGAAGAAGGAAGCUGAACUCAAGAAAACAGCCAAGGAGUAUGAGAAAGACAAGGCCAACAUGGAAGCAGUGAUCAAGAGCAAGACUAAAUUGGAGGAUGAGAUGAAGAAGCUUGGUUUUGAGGAUGGCAAGGAAGAUGAUCUCGAGAACCAACACAAAGUCCUCUCAGCCAAGGUCGAUAGCCUUUCAGACAAGGUCAACGCACUUACAUCCAGAUUCCCUAAUCUUCAGUUUGAAUACAAGGAUCCUGAGAAGAACUUUGACCGUUCCAAGGUGCAUGGUCUAGUGGCCAGACUCGUAAAGGUCAAGGAUGUCAAGUAUGCUACAUCAUUAGAGGUCACUGCAGGUCGAAAGCUCUACAACGUGGUGGUAGAUACAGAGCAAACGGGCAAGAAGCUCCUGCAGAAGGGAGAGUUGAAACGUCGCUACACCAUCAUUCCCCUCAACAAGAUUGCAGCCCGAUCCAUCUUGGGGGAUACAGUCAGAGCAGCUCAGAAUCUGGUUGGCAAAGAGAAUGUCCGUACCGCCCUGACCCUUGUUGGGUAUGAGAAGGAUGUACAGUCAGCAAUGGAGUUUGUCUUUGGGUCUAGUUUGGUGUGUAAUGAUAUGGCACAUGCUAAGAAGGUGACCUUUGACCCUAAGGUCAAGACAAGGACAGUGACCCUUGCUGGUGAUACCUUUGACCCAUCAGGAACCUUGACCGGAGGUGCGCGGAACAACAGUUCUUCAGUGUUGCGUAAGCUAGCAGAGCUUCAGGAGGUUGAAGAAGCCUUGUUUGUGAAACAGGAAGAACUGAAUGCUGUCAAGAAAGAAUUGGCCAAGAUCAGAGGAUCUGCAGACAAGAUGCGAGCGUUGAAGGAACAAUAUGAUCUCAAGGUCCACGAGGCACAGCUCCUAGAAGAAAGGCUGAAGCAAGGCACACAUCACAGCAAACUAGAAGAAAUCAAUGCGCUCAAAGCAUCUGUUGAGGAGCAAGGGAAGAUGAUCGAGGAUGCUAAGACCAAACAGAAGGAGAUGACAGAGAGAACUAAGAGCCUUGAGGAGAAGAUCAAGAAUGCUGCAGCCGUUAGAGAGAAAGAACUCAAAGCAGCCGAACAGGAGGUUAACAAGGCCAAGAAGAAAGCUGAGGAGACCAAUAAGCAAAUGAAAGAAAAACAACAGGAGAUGAACAGUCUAAAGUUUGAGGUGGACAACCUGAAGCAAGAAAUAACCAAGUAUGAUGACCAGCUGACUGCUAGUGACCAGGCCAUUGAAGCCAUCCAGGCUCAGCAGGAAGAGAUGGAACAACAGGCCAAGGAAUCAAAGGACAAGGUGAAGGAUACAAAGAAGGAGCUGGAUAGACAGAAGGAGAAACUGAAAGAGAAGAACAAAGACAUCCAGACUAAGAUCAGCGAGAGGGAAGAUCUGAAGAAAGAAGACCAGGACACUCAGCUUCAGAUCAAGGAACAAGAACAUGUUGCUGCAAAGAUCCAGAGAGACAGUGCUGAUGCAGUACAUAGGGUGGAAAACCUCAUGGCCAAGUACGAAUGGAUCGCCUCGGAGCGCCAGUUCUUUGGGCAACCCAACACGGCCUACGACUUCAGCAGCUCGGACCCCAAGGAGAAUGGCCGCAGGUUACAGAAGCUGCAGGAAACCAAGGAGAAGCUAGGAAAGAGUGUCAACAUGAGAGCCAUGAACAUGCUCAGCAAGGCAGAGGAGAAGUACAAUGAGCUGAUGAAGAAGAAGCGUAUCGUUGAGAAUGACAAACAGAAGAUCAUGGAUACGAUCAGAGAACUGGACGAGAAGAAGAACGAGGCUCUCAAGAAAGCGUGGCAACAAGUCAAUAAGGACUUUGGCUCCAUCUUCUCAACCCUGUUACCGGGUACAUCAGCCAAGCUGACUCCACCAGAGGGUAUGGGUAUCCUUGAUGGGCUGGAGGUCAAGGUGGCCUUUGGAGAUGUCUGGAAGGAAAGUCUGCAGGAGCUCAGCGGAGGUCAAAGAUCGUUGGUAGCGUUAUCUUUGAUCCUCUCCCUACUGCUCUUCAAACCUGCUCCUCUGUACAUUCUAGAUGAGGUAGACGCAGCCUUGGAUCUCUCGCAUACGCAGAACAUCGGACAGAUGCUCAGGACUCACUUUAAACAUUCACAGUUCAUUGUGGUGUCACUUAAAGACGGAAUGUUCAACAAUGCCAACGUGCUCUUCAAGACCAAGUUUGUUGAUGGCGUAUCCACGGUAACACGCUACGCCCAGCAGCAGUCGUCAAUCCCGCCUGCCAUUCCCGCAUCCUUCGCUCGUGGCAAGAGCACCACCACCAAGAAGACGUCUGCAAAGAGAGCGAGGACGGAGCCGUUGGCAGAAAAGUCAAACUGAUGAUAUGCUUUACUUCUGUGAUAUCUUUUUGAUACAUUAGGUGACCUCAAACUUUUUCUGAAAAUAUCAUUUCACCGUCUCCUAUCUCUUUGCAUCAGUGUUCUGGGCUGGAUUUUUAAGAAAAUGAGAAAAAUCUGAAAAUACAUGUAACCACAUGUUGAUUUGAGUAAAGAAAGUAUGCCAACUAAAACACAUAUGAGGUGUACUUUACUGAAUUCUACUGUGGUGGUAAAAUGCAUAUAGCCUUAUCAAUGUUGGUUCUCUCUCGGUUGAUAUGUGUAAUCAGAAAGGAAAGUUUGAUGGAAUAUUCUUGUGAUCAAAGAAAAUUUGCAUUUUCAUUUUCAUGGUCAUCCUUCAAUUGUCUGUAUUUUCUGCUGUGUAAAUAAAAUGUUCAUCAGAAUAACUAUAACCAAAAUUGAAUCCUUUUAAAUUAUUGAAUAAUGAUUUGUAAAUAAGAAGGUUUUGAAUAGUUCCCCCCCAAGGCCAUUGCCCUCAUCGAGGCAUGUGACAUUUCCAUAUCUGCUUCCCAACGCAGUCGAUCUCUGGGCAACCUUGCACCCACUCACAAGAUUGUAUUUAGCUGAUGCAUGGGUUAUUUAUAAGAACUGGCAGACUCUGUACGGUGGUAUCAACCUGUCCCGAAGAUAAGACUGGAAGAUGAGACGUGUUGAGAUUACCGGUAUCUGACUGGGUAAGAUCAGCAAAGGUUCACUGCUGUCAGAAUUUGACAAUUCAGGGUCGGGAUCAAACACUCGAUGAUAAGAACCAGAUAGAUGAGUGGGCCUUCUUUGAUAACGCUAACCGUUAUUGUCAAAACAUGAUGAUAGGCUAUCGCGGAUGACGUGAUAGCAGUGUAAUAUAAAUAGUAGAUUCCAGUUAGACGAGGAUGGAAUAACGCUGAUUCAGUAGCAGACCUUGUGUUCGUGAUUUCCUUUCCCGUCGUAAUUGAUAUCUCACGGAAGAAGCGUACUCCUUUAUACAGUUGCAAUGCCUGUCAAAAACCUUGAAGUAUCUUGAUAGCAGAUGUUCAAAGGUCUCCAUAUGAUGACCAUUGAUUAGGAGAUUUUCUAAAGCUCUGAAUUGUAAUCUUUCAUAGUGCUGUAUGAAAGAUGGUGUCAGGAUUGAGCGAGGGGAAAAGUUUUCGCUGAACUUCUUAAACGAGAAUCGUAUUUGUGAGCAAAUAAAAAUUUGCAAUUGUGCGAGUAAUCUAUGCUUUG